Molecule: messenger RNA, 1759 nt
Organism: Nerophis ophidion (straightnose pipefish)
Lineage: Eukaryota; Metazoa; Chordata; Actinopteri; Syngnathiformes; Syngnathidae
Product: anosmin-1-like
Exons: 7
Coding region: 35-1117 (360 amino acids)
Biological process (GO): neuron differentiation
Cellular component (GO): extracellular region; cell surface
Molecular function (GO): protein binding; peptidase inhibitor activity
Source: RefSeq, a predicted model, not a curated record
CUCUCACUCAGACAGAAAGACGUGGAUUGCUGUGAUGCACAUGCAGCAGUGGAUUAUUCCCCUACUCUUGAUCUUUGUCUGUGAUGUCUGCUCCAAAAAGCUGCUCCAUUGCAUCAAGGAUGAUGAUGAUGAUGGCAAAGAUGGAGAGUCCUUGCUGGAGAGUUUCCCAAGGGCGCGGUGCAAGUCCCGCUGCUUGAGUUUGCACAGCGCAGCAACACUGCAGAACAAUGGAUCACUGUCAUGGUGCCACAGUCAAAAGGAGUGUGCAAAGUGUUUGGAGCCAUGUAAAAACUCUUGGUUUAUGAAAAAGAAGAAUUGCAGAGAACUUUGUGAGAGGUUGUUUCCAAAAAAGCACUGGGAGUGUUUGGCCAGCUGUCAGUUCCUUGAGUCAGUGAUGGAACUGAAGCAAGGUGAUUGUCCUCCUCCGGACUCGGCCACUGGCUUUGCGGCCGCCUGUGUCGAGAGCUGUGAUUAUGACACAGAAUGUCCAGCUCAGAAGAAGUGCUGCUCCAACAGCUGUGGCCACACAUGCCAGACUCCUAAAGAUCUCUACAAAGGGGUUCCUUCAAAGCCAAGGAAGCAGCUUGGAUUUGAGGAGGUGUUCCCCGGCCAACUCGAGGUGCAUUGGACCCCCAGAUUCAACAUGUCUGCUGAGCCUGUAGUCUACAUCCUGCAGAAAAGGUGGAACUUUGGCAUCCAACCCAGUGAAGAUGCUGCUACGCCAUGGCAAAUAGUUUCAAAUACCACAGAGCAGAGAGCCCGACUUUCUGAUAUUCGACCAGGCCGUUGGUACCAGUUCAGAGUUUCAGCUGUCAACAUGCACGGAACCAGAGGUUUCACCACUCCGAGUCGACACAUAUGCUCCAGCAGAGACCCGACCCGCCCUCCAGCCCCGACUGAGUUGAGAGUGACCAACAUGAUGUUCACUGCGAGCAGUGCUGUACAGGUCCAACUCCAGUGGUGCAUGCGAGGAGACCUCGAUGUCCCUGUUCACCAUUACAAGGUCAGCUGGACUUGGACUGGUGAAACCCCAGCUUUCUCCAUGACCAAAAGGAGGAAGAUAGUCAGAGAGGUAAGGGCUAAUGUCACCACUUUGCUUCUAAAAAGGUCCAGAUAAUACACCAGUGUUGCUCAUACAUGAAGUUGUUCAUGGUAGUCGUACAUAAAUACCUUUGGACUCCGUCAAAAGGCUUGGGCGCUUCGUAUUCUGUCAAGAUACCUGUGGUGGUUGGGUUGUGGUUAUGUAUUGGCAUGGUCACGUGACAUCGAGUAAUUUGUAUAAUACACGACACGAUACUAUUGUCUUUGAAAAGGCUAAAAAAUUUACAUAUACAUUUAAAACAAGUCUGUUAUUGUUAAUUAACAUUAACACAUUUUUUACGUUUUGCUAUAAUUUAAAUCGUUGGUGCUUUUUUUACAUUGUACUUCGUUGAGAUUUUUUCAAAUGUUUACAUUUGACUUUUAAUGACUUUUUUAAAUUUUAGCAGCUAGCAACAAAUCUAGUAUCUUCUUCUGUUAUUAUAAAAUGUACUUGUGUUCAGAGACUUUACUUCUGUCCCUCGAUGUCCCUGACAAAGAGAGCUGCAGCGAGCAUGACGUCAUACUUGCUUUGCGCUGUUGUUCUCGUUAUUCAGAAAUAUAAUUGUCUCACAUCAACUUAUAUAUAUAUCAAUUUGAUAUCAAUACAUAUGCAUACAGUAUAUUAUUAAAUAUACAAAUACAAAUGUGAUAUACUAAUAAAUAAAUAAUUUGUAUAAAU